CCAAAGUAUGUUACAUAAAGUAUCGAGAGACUUCCAGUGUGGGCGUCGCGCAACAUUUAACCAACACUGUAUUUAUUGACAGAGCUUUGAUAGUAGUCCCAUGUGCGGAAGAUGACUAGACUGGCCCAGCUGUUACACUACACUAGCCUGAGUCAGGCAUUGUUUUCCAAGCCACUAUCCCCGCUGGGGCCACCGCUGCCUUCAAGGGGGGAAUGUGACCAAGGAGAAUAAGCCUGCUGAACCUUCCAAGAUGGACACCUUGUCUCUUUUUAUUUAUUUUUUUUUAAACUUUUUUUAUUUUGGUUGGUUUAUUUUUGUUUUUAAUUUCACAUGUUGUCCCUUGUCUGCUCUCUCUAGUCACUAUACUAUUGCAUUAUUCCUAGCAUAUUGUUUUUCUGUUUAUUAUUUUUGGUUUGUUUUCUUUUCCCCACCCCAUCCCUCUCUCCCCCCCCUCCUCCCACAGUUGCUACUUGUGUGUGAUUGAGUUCUAUCCAGGUUGACAUGGCACUCAGGUGGAAUGUGUAUCACACAUGGGCUGCCAUGAAGAUGACUAACACAUUUUACUUUCUUUGUCUCCUGCUCUUGCUCUGUGGUUAGGACUUCACAUAUAGGUCUAAGAUCUAAACCUAAGCAAAAUCACUAGAAGAAAGUGUAAUUCAUUUUUACGUAAUUGUUGUUUGUGGCACAACCUUGUAAGUCGUAGAAUAGAAUAAAUGGUCUAUGCCCUCUUGGAAUUCCAUUCAGGAAUGGAGAAAGUGAAAGAGCUCUUAUCCAUUGGUUUAAAGUCUUCAUUAACAUUUGGGAAUUUCUCAAGUCUUAAUUUUUCGAAUUCUUUUCUGUAUCUGAUGUUCUGUGUGCUAUUAGUGAUGCAGCCAUCAUGAGCGAUUGUCUUGUGUUGCACACCUUUCCAACACUGCGAAACGAUCGCCCUACGGGAAAAGCGCCCAUGCUUGCUAUCGUAUGGUUCAUGACCAAUAUGUUUCCAGUACAGGAAAGAUCCCAGAGGAAGCCAAGGCCUUGUCUCUCUUGGCGCCCACCGUGCCCCCUGCAGUUCCUGCUGUACCCAACCUGAUGGCAGGUGGUGGCCUGUUGCCUAUACCCACUCCAGCACCCAUGCAGACUAAGCUGAGUGUCCCCAUAGCCAGCCUGGCAGCGCUGCCUGCUGCCCUGGAACCGGUCGUGUCAGCCCUGACUGUGGCUGGAGCAGCUGGGGUCGCUUCUUCCUCCCAACCUCCCCUCAUGGGCAAUGUGGACCCCUCUAAGGUGGACGAGAUAAGGAGGACCGUCUACGUUGGCAACCUUAACUCACAGACAACUACUGCAGAGCAGCUGCUUGAGUACUUCAAACAAGUGGGCGAUGUGAAGUUUGUGCGCAUGGCGGGUGACGAGACACAGCCAACACGCUUUGCCUUUGUGGAGUUUGCUGACCAGGAAUCAGUGUCCAGAGCGCUAACCUUUAAUGGAGUCAUGUUUGGAGAUAGACCCUUGAAGAUUAACCAUUCCAACAAUGCCAUCGUGAAGCCCCCAGAGCUGACCCCUCAGGCUGCAGCCAAGGAGCUAGAGGAUGUAAUGAAGAGGGUCAGAGAGGCCCAGUCCACCAUUGCUGCCAUCAUAGUAGAGCCAGAGGAAGUAAAGAAACGAUCAUCCAGUCGAACCCGACAGCCCAGGAGAUCCAGAACGCGAUCUCGCUCCAGAACGAGGAGGAAGCGCUCCCGUUCCAGGCACAGAAGCAGACCCUCUCAGAGGUCACUGCCCAAGGUUAGCGAGUCCCGUGGCUCUCGGGGCGUCCACAAGAGAUCUACCCGCUCCACAGACAGACGGAGGAGCCGCAGCGGCUCCCGAUCAAGGGAUAGGCGUAAAGACAGGGAGGAGAAAAGAAGAGCCAAGGACGACGUCUCCCGGGUCAUCAAGGAGGAUCGGAGGCAAAGGGGGAAGAAGGGCAAAACCCCUCCCAAAAGCUACAGUACGUUCCGAAGGUCCCGGAGCACGAGCAGGGGCCACAGAAGGAAGAGCCGGGAUAGCUCCAGGAGUCCGAGGAGGAAAGCCAGGUCUCCCUCACCUAAGAGAGUAAAAGACAAGAAGAGGGAGAAAGCAAGGGAUGGCAGCAGGGAAAGAAGAGACCGAUCCACCUCCAGGAAGAGGAGCAGCAGAGAUAAAGAGAAGAUGGAGCACAAGCCUGUCAAGUCUGUGAAGGUGGACAGGGACUGCGACAAGGAGAAAGGGGACUACGAGAGUGACAGGGAAGGUUCACCAACACUAAGUGAGGGCGUGACAUCACUCUGCGCCCAGCACAAUGGCAGCUGCAACACACAAACAGAGGAUGAUGUGACUUCACUCACCGACAGCACUGAGUGAUGGCUGGGAAGCAAGGCAAAACUAUGGGAGCAAGACAGUCCACUGUAUACCUAGUUCCUUUAACUCGGCAUAACGCACGCACACACCUACAUGGAUGCCCACACCACUUCCUGCUUUUAAGUCAGGCACAACAUUGUGCCAAAAACCAACAGAUCCCACAUAAGGAUUGAGUGGAACAGUGUAUUAUACUUUAGUGUGUAAGAGCUAUUAGAGAGCACUGUCCCCAUCCCUGUUAUUGGGAAUCUGUUGUCAUAUGAUAUUCAUAUGUAAAAUGGACCUGAAUGUGCCCAGUUAGAUUUUAUUCUUAUAUUUUCAAUUUUUUAACACCUGCUUUCUCCAGUAAGAACUGGAGUGGGAAAAUAACAUGCUUCUAGUUGAUAUCCUGUUUAUGUUGGUGCUGUCGUGCAAAAAUAAUUCUGUUUCUGUUCCAACUAGAUGUAAGGUCUCAGUUUGUGCCCCAUGCUUGCUUUUCCACAUUUUAUUUUGUAUGUCAGUUAUGCUGAGGUCUGCCUUUUCCCAAAGCUUUAAUCAGCUUCAUGGUUCAGCUGGUUGACCCUACAGUGUAGACGAAGCUGAAUCAGAAACGUGUUAACAAAUCCCUGGGAAGCACAGACUAGUACCUAGACUGAGAUUGUACAAAAAAUAUACUGUAAUAUUAAACUUCAUAAGUAAUUCAGAUGCAAGCUAAAUACAGGAUGGUAUUCCACAUUUGAGAUUGUGGUCAUGCAUUAAGGAAAAGUGGUUUGAUAUUAUUGAGUGACAUUUUCUUGGCUUUAUAUCCCAGUUUAAACAAUGCUUGUUGAAUCCUAUAUGUAGUUUGCGUUAGUUUGGUGUUAAUACAUUUCAGUGUUUUGUUUAAAUCCCAGUGUAAAAUGUGGCUCAAGUUUAUUAGCAGUACAUGUCUUUUUUUUUUUUACUAGUUUUAAUCGAAGCAAUUCAUCUUUGCAGUGAUUAAUAGUAUCUGCAAAUUCAUUCUGGAGUGAGCGGGAAACAAAUUCCCUACUUAGACAAAUGUACAUAGUCAAAACUUCACAUUAAAGGACCUACAUUUUGUAGAGUUAAGAGAUCCACAAGAAAUGUAGUGGUGUAUCAUUUAAAUUGUAUUAAUGUCUGUUUAAAAGUAACAAAGUUUGAUAUUUAAAUUUACUACUAAGAAAUAUCUGUAUAUUUUUUUUGUCUGUAUUGAAAUUCAUACUUUCUUUUUAACUGACAUUAACACAAUAUACAUAGUAAAUAUAUUCUUCUUAAUCUUGGGCCUGAAGACCCAAAGCCAUGUACAUUUUUAUUUUGGUCCUAGCAUUUCACAGCUGAUUCAGUCAACAUUAUCAUCACAUGCUCUCCUUUGGGUCCCCAGGACAAGAAUUAAGAAACACUGCUGUAGAGAACCUAAAUGUAAAAAAUGUGUUGGUUAAAUCUUUAUAUAUCUAUUAACUGCAAAUGUGGGUAAAAUGGUAUAAGAUUAAAUAUGAAUGUGUUUUAAUGUUUUUCUGAUUUGUGUUCCUCCUAAAACUGUACCUUUUACAGUACCUACUAUACAGAAUGUCACAUUAACUGCAUGGAUUGAGUCCUGAAUGCAGAUUUGCUGAAAGCUAUUAUAUAUCAAAUGUUUGUUUACUCUUUAAAUUACAAUGGUAACCAGUUUAUAAUACCAAUAAGGCACUUAGCGGGCUUGUGGAAUGUGGCUACGACUAAGAGAUGUAUCCAAGCAUUGUACAAACAGCUUUUAGCAGUGAUAUAUUGGC
Messenger RNA from Esox lucius (northern pike), 4097 nucleotides. RefSeq names its product splicing regulatory glutamine/lysine-rich protein 1 (gene srek1). The transcript has 12 exons. Gene Ontology annotation, molecular function: RNA binding. Gene Ontology annotation, cellular component: nucleoplasm. The record is from RefSeq and is a predicted model, not a curated record. Lineage: Eukaryota; Metazoa; Chordata; Actinopteri; Esociformes; Esocidae. The coding region runs from base 961 to 2355 and encodes 464 amino acids.